This is a messenger RNA of Ziziphus jujuba (common jujube), 2055 nucleotides long. Its product is annotated as E2F transcription factor-like E2FE. The record is from RefSeq and is a predicted model, not a curated record. Lineage: Eukaryota; Viridiplantae; Streptophyta; Magnoliopsida; Rosales; Rhamnaceae. The transcript is spliced from 11 exons. Gene Ontology annotation, molecular function: RNA polymerase II cis-regulatory region sequence-specific DNA binding; DNA-binding transcription factor activity, RNA polymerase II-specific. The coding region runs from base 210 to 1367 and encodes 385 amino acids. Gene Ontology annotation, cellular component: RNA polymerase II transcription regulator complex. Gene Ontology annotation, biological process: regulation of transcription by RNA polymerase II.
CAACGCCCGCCAUUUCACAACAAUCUCUCUCUCUCUCUCUCUCUACUAUUUUUCUUAACGGUCCUUGCUCCCCCAUCUCUCUCACUCUAAAAAUUCAUUCUUUUUAAGCUCUCUCUGUCUCUCUCUAAUUUCUCUAUUGCCUUCCCUCCAUUUCCCAACUGUAAAAUCCACACAGUCUCUCUCUCUCUCUCUCAGAUCCGCAAACGACAAUGGCGUCGUUGUCGUCCGCUUCCACUCUACCGGAGUCUUCUUCCUCCAGACAUCACACUUACAGUCGCAAGCAGAAGUCUCUCGGCCUCUUGUGCUCAAAUUUCCUUAGCUUGUACAAUCGCGACGAUAUCAGUUCCAUUGGACUUGACGAUGCUGCUUCACGAUUAGGGGUCGAAAGGCGGCGGAUCUACGAUAUUGUCAAUGUUUUGGAGAGCGUUGGGGUUCUUGCAAGAAAGGCAAAGAAUCAGUAUAGUUGGAAAGGAUUUGGGGCUAUUCCUAGGGCUUUACAGCAGCUUAAGGACGAGGGUUUGAGGGAGAAUUUCAAUUCCUUGGACGGCAGCGACUUUGCAAAAGCAAGUAUAUUUAAUAUUAGGGUUUCAGAUGAUGAAGAUGAUGAUGAGAGGUUUUCUGGCCCCACGACUGGGAGUCAGACUGACAAAUCGAAUACCAGUCUUAAUCUCAAAUCUUCGGCCUCUUCAAAGACAGAAAAUAGAAGGGAAAAGUCUUUGGCACUUCUUACUCAGAAUUUUGUGAAGCUCUUUGUCUGCUCCAGUGCUGAUGUGAUCUCCCUUGACGAAGCGGCAAAAUUAUUGCUUGGGGACGCUCACAAUUCAUCAAUAAUGAGAACUAAAGUUAGGCGGCUGUAUGAUAUUGCAAAUGUGUUGUCCUCCAUGAAUCUAAUCGAGAAGACUCACACUACAGACACCAGGAAACCAGCAUUCAGGUGGUUGGGCUUGAGAGGAAAAGCUGAGAGUGGGUCUACUCACAAUUUGGCUCUCAAUGAAUCCAGAAAGAGAUCGUUUGGAGCAGAUGUGACAAACAUCAGUUUUAAGAGAAACAAAGUGGAUUCAUCAAUUGGUGGGCAAAUUAAACAUGCGAGAUCGGCACAUGAAGUUGAUGUAAGCGUGUUGGAGGAGGAUUCAAAAGAUACUUCAAAGAGCUACCAGUUUGGCCCUUUUGCUCCUGUCACCGUAGCAAGAGUUGGCGACUCUGGGAAUAGCAAUCCAAGGCGGUUUCAUGAUUGGGAAAGCCUUGCAUCUACUUAUCGUCCUCAGUAUCAAAACCAAGCUUUGAAAGACCUCUUUUCUCAUUACAUGGAAGCAUGGAAAUCAUGGUACUCUGAAGUUGCUGGGAAGAAACCGAUACAAAUUUCUUGAUUUGCUAGUAUUGGACUCCAAAAGAACAGUACAAUUGUUUCUUACUUAAUUCUUUACAGGUUGUGAUGGCUCCCUGUCAUGCAUGUUCUCUAUGCACCCAGAAUGGCCAUCCUCACUCAGGUUACCAUGUUCACCGUAACAUUUCUACAUUUCCACAAAUCAUCUGAAAUAUGUUCGCACAAUGAUCGGCAGUAAAACAGUACAGCUUGUUUAUUAUAAGAUGUGCUAGUGUUGCUGUAAAUUUGCUAAUCCUUUGAAUUUGGUCAAUUUUCUAAUCACUUGUAUUCUGUAGUUAAUUAGUUUGAUCUUAGUGGUUAAUUACUUAGAUUUGCACAUCUUAGUGGUUAAUUGCUUAGAUUUUGCAAACCAGGCAGCAGUCGGAGCUUGCCAUGUUUGGAAUUUCUUGUUCAUUGUUACUUCCUCAAAUAAGAUUGAAAUUACCAUCUUAGCAGAAUUUUGGUUGUCUGCUUUAGUCUUCUUCAAUUUUUUUUUUUUUUUUUUGAGAGUAGAAUACACUUUUUUUGAAUAUCAUGCAAAAGAAUUUGACUAUCUAGUAUGCCACUAGUCAGUGACUUAAUAUUCUAUACUUGUUACAUGAGAGAGGUUCACCGAGGCAAAAGUAAUGUUUAUGCAAGCCAAUACUCUUGCCAUCAAAGAGGAGGGGGGGAAAAAAAAAAGGGGGCCAAAA